Messenger RNA from Sceloporus undulatus (fence lizard), 2424 nucleotides. It is a transcript of the gene C1QTNF2, whose product is annotated as C1q and TNF related 2. NCBI's taxonomy places the organism in Eukaryota, Metazoa, Chordata, Lepidosauria, Squamata, Phrynosomatidae. Gene Ontology annotation, molecular function: protein binding. The coding region runs from base 394 to 1251 and encodes 285 amino acids. The transcript has 4 exons. The record is from RefSeq and is a predicted model, not a curated record.
CAUCUCACGUGACAUGAGGCAGAAGCUCAAACACAUUACACAAUAAUCAAAAUAUGCCUCUGGCAAAGUGGGGCCAAGAAAAGUGAAGCUGCUGCAAGAAAGCAAGUGGGGGGAGAGAAUGCAACUGAAAGGCAUCCACUUUGACAAACUUCAAGGGAGACAUUUGAGAAUGCAGUCCUUCCUCUAGAAGAAGCCCAAUUUGCAGCAAGAACAAGGAAUCCCAGGAAACUGGACAACAAUGUGCUACAGAGCAACAUCUGUUUAAGAUUCAGCACAUUUCCCUGUCAUAUGUCAAGUAUCGGUGUUUAUGUUCCAUGAAAAGAACUCCAUGACAUUAUCUUCUGAGACCACAGGCGCAUAUUUACAGUAUUCAUAGAACAGAAUGGUGUCACCAUGAUCUUCCUUGUUCUGUUUGUAUGGAUUGUGCCCUGUGUUGCCAAUCAGCUUCUCGGUAGCUUUCUAAAAGCAGAAAUCCAGAAAGGUUCCAAGCAACUCAUAUGCAGUUUGCCUGGCCCACAAGGCCCUCCAGGUAUACCUGGACCUCGAGGUGCACCUGGGAAUAUGGGAAGGAUGGGUUUGCCAGGGAAAGAUGGACAAGAUGGAAAGGAUGGGGAGAAAGGAGAGAGGGGAGAAGAAGGUCCACAAGGCAGAACUGGAAAUCCAGGCAAGUCAGGGCCAAAAGGGAAAGCAGGAGCCAUUGGUAAAGCUGGCCCUCGCGGUUCAAGGGGUCUGAAGGGAAACCCUGGAAGAAGUGGAGGACCAGGAAAGAAAGGGCCCAAAGGCGCACAGGGGGAUCCUGGGAUGCCGGGCCCCUGCAGCUGUGGAGCCAACAAAGCCAAAUCAGCUUUUUCAGUUGCCAUGACCAAAAGCUACCCAAGAGAGCGCCUACCCAUCAAAUUUGACCGUAUCCUCAUGAAUGAAGGUGGGAACUACAACACUUCAAGUGGGAAAUUUAUAUGCAGCAUCCCUGGCAUCUACUACUUCACUUAUGAUAUCACUUUGGCCAAUAAGCAUUUGGCAAUUGGACUGGUGCACAAUGGGCAGUACAAGAUAAAGACAUUUGAUGCCAACACUGGUAACCAUGAUGUAGCUUCUGGAUCAACUAUCCUCCCUCUGAAGCGGAAUGAUGAGGUCUGGCUUCAGAUAUUCUACUCAGAACAAAAUGGACUCUUUUACGAUCCCUACUGGACCGACAGCCUUUUCACUGGGUUUUUGAUAUAUGCUGACCAGGAUUAUCUCAAUCAAAUAUAGGACUGGACUGACAUCAGCCAAUGGUAGCAGAAAAAGGAGGAUGAAAUGUUAUAGCCAUAAUGUAUGUGUCUCUCUGAGACAUUCUUACUCUAUGAAAUUCAGACUAUGUGGACUGCAGCCAACCUAUUUAUAGGUAGUCAUAAUGUUUGUCUUAGUCUGUGCAAACCUCUUCAAGAAUAAAUUGAAUAUCCAUAUGAUGUAUGAAAGGGAGGCUAGAGAAAGAAAAGUAAGUGUUUUCUCAAGAUUCAUAUAAUGGAGUCUUUAUCCGUCACCCAGCAUAGGACAGCCAAAACUGGUUGCAUGCUUAGUAUCUUUACAUCCCUUAUCCCUUACUGCACAGCACAAAACAAACACUGCACAUACACAAUACUUGAUCUCUCUUUCACUGAAGACAAAAUAAGGUGCUAAUGCAGAUCAGGGACGACUCAACAUUGUCAUAGGAAGCUGUUUUAUACCAAAUCAGAAUAUUUGUCCAUCCAGUACUUAUUCUGAUACAUGGUGACCACCAUUUCAGGAAGAUGGCUUUUCCAGCACUGCUAUCUUUAAUUGGAGAACGUAGAGGUUUUACCAGGACUUUCUGCAUUCAAAAUAUAUGUUCUACCCCUGCCUCCCUUGCAACCAGAACUUCUGCUGCUUAAAAAGAAACGUUUCUCAUUUCUGAUGUCUCUCUGUCCUUGUUUUUUGAUUCUGUUAGUUGUGUAUUGCAUAUUUUAGCAGUGUGUAGAGUUGCUGUAAGAUACAAUCAAGGAUUUCCGUGCACAACCCACUUUCCUCUUGCACAUUUUCGACAAGGCAUUUCACAUUUUUUGUAUUUACCCAGGCAAGGUAAGUGAGAGGCUCCUUUGCACUUUGUUAUCCCAAAUCAAAGGUAUCUGGAAACUCAGAUCUGGCUUUUUAAAUCCCUUUAAAAAAAAAAAAGCAUAUGAGUUAAACAAACAAGCAUCCAAUAAACCUCUCUUCACACAGUCAUGUUUCCAUUCAACCCAACAAAAUUGACUACCCAAGUAUAACUGGGGUGAUUUUGAUCAUGGGAGUACCAUGUAAGUGUUACCUUCACUCAUACAUCUUUGCCUUCUAGCUGAGAAUGAAAAUUUGUUCCAGACUCCCCACAUCUAUACUGUAUAGCCAAAUUUUGUGUGCUGGUGUCCAUAUGUAAAAAUAGCAGCUGUUUAC